AUGUGGUUGGAUUGCAUGAAGGGUAGGGCACCGAAAACUAUCAUAAUUGACCAAAAUCGAGCGAUAAAGAAUGCGAUUGCUACUGUAUUCCCUGAAACUCGCCAUAGAUAUUGUUUAUGGCAUAUAAUGUGCAAACUUUCAGUGAAGUUAGGAUCGCACGCCAAAUUCAACUAUGGGUUGAAGACUGGCAUUCAGUUUUCAUUAUAUGAUUCACAGACCACCACAGAAUUUGAGGAGAGCUGGGGUCAACUACUUGCAAAAUAUGAUCUGCAAGGCAACCAUUGGCUUCAGUCCUCAUAUAAGGAAAGGUCCUUUUGGGUUCCAGUUUUCCUCACGAGUGUAUUUUGGGCUGGUAUGAACACAAUGCAAAGGUCCAAAAGUAUGAAUGCAUUUUUUGACGGGUAUGUCCAUGCUGGGACGACAUUGAAGGAAUUUGUCGACCAAUUUGAUAAUGCUCUUAGAAAGAAAGUGGAGGUCGAGACAACGACUUAUUUCAAAUCGAGCAACCAAACUAUCCUCUGCGUCUCUCGUUUCAACAUUGAGAAGCAGUUUCAAAAAGUCUGCACGAAUGCAAAGUUUAAGGAGGUCCAAAGAGAGUUGAUGGGCCUAAUGUGUUGUAAUUGUUGGUUGGUAAGCACACAAGAGUGCAUUUUAACAUUUGAUGUGUUGGAUGAAAUAUCGUUUGAUGAGCAAACCAAAAGAGUUCAUUACUCAGUUUACUAUAAUGAAGAUGAGUGUGAGGUAAAAUGCACUUGUAGAUUGUUUGAGAUGAGGGGGAUUAUAUGUAGGCAUGCACUUAGAGGUUGUCAGUUGAAAAAUAUUAAUGUGCUGCCAGAUGUAUAUUUUCUAGAUCGAUGGAGAAAGGACUUAAAGAUGCAUUACACAUUAAUCAGAAGUAGUUAUGAUGACCUGUGGGGUAGAUCAGACACGCGUAAUUACAAGCUUAUGAUCCAAAGAUGUUUGAAAUUAGUAGCAAAAAUUUCCUCAAACAACGACAAAGUCCAUGUAUUUCUGCACUAUGUUGACGAGUUUGAUAAAACAUGUGAAGGUUCAACGUGUGACUCGACAUUCCAAUCAACUCAGGCCAACCCAACGGUGGUGUUGGAUAAGGGUAAAAAGAUUUUAAGUCCGAACGUUGUUCGAGGGAAAAGGAGACCUCCAAAUAAGAGGAAGGUUCCACCCGUGGAGAAGAUGGCAACAAAAAGAAAAAAACAGGUAAUACUUGUCGAAACAUGUUGGCUACUUGAUAUUUAG
Carya illinoinensis is the source of this 1254-nucleotide messenger RNA. Its product is annotated as protein FAR-RED ELONGATED HYPOCOTYL 3-like. Gene Ontology annotation, molecular function: zinc ion binding. Lineage: Eukaryota; Viridiplantae; Streptophyta; Magnoliopsida; Fagales; Juglandaceae. The record is from RefSeq and is a predicted model, not a curated record. The transcript has a single exon. Gene Ontology annotation, biological process: regulation of DNA-templated transcription. Bases 1 to 1254 code for a protein of 417 amino acids.